AUGGCGGCCAACGUAAAUUUAACAGAAGAUAGUAACAAGGAAGCUCUACCGUUUAAGGUUUUCAAAAUCACAGUGUACUCUGUAAUUCUUCUUUUGUGUCUUCUUGGGAAUACUCUGGUGAUGAUCGUCAUCUGCAAGACCAAACGAAUGAGGAUUCCAUCAAAUCUACUCAUUCUCAAUCUUGCAGUUUGCGAUUUAAUAACCCCUCUCGCCAGCAUUCCAUUUGAUCUGGCACUGGAGGAAAAAGGCUACAUCUGGCCCUUUGGAAGAGUCCUUUGCAAAACUCUUUGGCCACUUGCGACGUUAUCGACCAUUUCUGCAUCUCUGACACUGGCCAUCAUCUCGCUGGAUCGUUAUCGAGUUAUCAUGCAUCCUUUUAAACAAAGACUCAGCUCGAGGCAAGUAAAAUAUUCCAUAGCGAUGAUGCAUUUAGUGGCUCUGCUGUUUGUAGUUCCGUACAUCUAUUACCUGGAUUUGGUUGGGGAAGAGUCCACUAAGUUUUGCGAGGAAACGUGGCCGCUGUUUUCCUACAGGCAGGUGUACACGUUGGUGCUUUUUAUUGGUCAGUAUGGAAUUCCCUUGGCGUUCAUGAGCGUGAUGUACACCAUGACUUUAUGCAACUUGCGCGCUAGUGCAAGUAUCUUUGAGAAGGUUCAACAACGUCCCAGUCGAGUGGCCGUAGAUGGAAACUUAAACAACCGCAAAAUGGAGAACUCUCCCGAUUUCCAGCGUAAAGCCAGCCGAGUGACACUAGGUCAGAGACACAACAUCUUGGUCGGCAAAGCUGGUCAGAACAUUCGAGCAACCAAAAUGUUCGUGACGGUUGUGAUAGUCUUCGCCACUUGCAGGUUGCCCAACGAGAUUUUCUGGCUUUGGUCAGAUUUCGGGAACGGACAGGACCAAGAUCACUCACCAAUAGUCGGAAUCAUCUGUAGAAUGUUCACCUACACCAACAGUAUCUUCAACCCCGUUAUCUACUGGAUGUUCAGUAGGGAUUUUAAAAGAGGGUUCAAACGAAUAUUUACCAGCGUAUGGAAACGUAAACAGGAUGGGUUAUUUGACGACUCUCUGGAUAAAAGUGAAAGUCACUUAAGAAAGAUCAGUUCUAUUAACGAAUCUUUUUCUUUUGUUUGGCGAAAAUUGAGCCGAUCAAAAAGUGACAAAGACAGCCCUAUGGAACUCAAGGAGAAUCAGAGACUUUUCAAGCCCACAAUUUCGAACAGUCCAGAGAGUUCCCCUAAAAAAACGUCAAGGAAGAUUUCUUUUCAUAGCGAGGAAUUUGCCCACGGCCCAGACAAGACCUUAUUAGGAAUAACAAAGAGGAAAAUACCUGGGUCAGUUCAACUUGACGACUCGUUUAGAUUUAUUAUGUCGCCUUCGCAACCUAGACUGUCAAAGAGCGGCGAGGAAUCUUCAUUUGAUUCAGCUCAAGAACAUGGAAUCGUCAGAAUCAGACGAUUAGGUACAGUAGAGCUACCGAGCGCACGACCCUUAAGCGAGCAUAACAUUCUAAAGACUACACAAAUUGCGACAGACGGUUUGACAUUUUUUCCAAACGAAAUGAUUGACGAGACGAUCGAAUCAAUCGAUUUAGCGGAGAAAGAAAACUCGCAGCCCAUAUCUGAUAAAGUAUCAUCCUUAGAAAUUAAAUGCUCGUUUGACAACAUGAAAAAUGACAGCGGCGGCGAUUGCAGAAAGGAAACGUUUUUAAAUCAUCGAGAUUUGCCAUCGAUUUACUUCAAAUUUUCAUCGUCGCUUUUAAACUUAGCUGCAUUGAAAGAAACCCGAUGUUAAUUUGGUUGCCAUCUGUCUCAGCGUAAAUGAAUUUAACCAAUUUACCACUGAUUAUUGCGUGCAGAAGAGUUCGAAAUCAGCAAAUGCGGCACCAUUUUAAUUUGCCACAGCCUUUAAAAUGUUUUAACCUUUAAUAGGGAGCUUAUUUUUGUUUGAGCUAUUCUCAGCGGCGCGUCGCCAAUCCUGCUCGUUCAGAAUAAUUUAUCACGAGACCCCGGGGCUUCAAAGUCAACUUGAUACGCGAAACCGUCCCCUAAGACAAUCGCUCUUUCUGUUAUUUUCUUUCUUUAUCGUGUUCUUCGAUGGUCGAUACAAACAUGUAGACUAAACUAUAUGGAUAAUUUUGAAUAUUUUUCAGAUAUUAACAAUACUAUAUUUAGCGAAAAAACUAUACUGAGAAAGACAUUUCAGACAAAGUAGUUUAGGUGCUUUCGUUUGUAAGUGAUUGCAGGUGAUUUAAGUUAUAAGAUUUGUUGAUAACUGUUGAAAACUGAACAGGCAAUUUAAAUGUGAAAAGAAAAGUCGCUUGCAUGUUCUAAGUUUUGGCUGUGAAGCAUUUGUGAAAGUUAUAGAUAAAAGAUUUGAACUGCCUCUUCUUACGCCAUGAGUUCCAUUAACUUCCACGAGAACUCAUCCGAAGUUCUAUCGUCUUCUCUUGCUAUCAAACAAAUUUAGAUCAAUAUUGUUUGCUUUUCCAGUCUAUGCAACAUAUCACGCGAAAAACAAAGUAACACUAGAAAAUCGAAACACCAACACACGAGACGUGGAUGUUGUUCUAAAAUCGGUGUGCCCUGCGCGUUCUCCCCGCGAGAUGUGUUGUUACCACAAUCAGAUAGAGAUCCUACCUGGCACAUAUCACUUUGAGGGAUACACCCUAUAUAGCAGAAAUUAUAUAUGAAGAAUUUGCAGGCAAGAUGAAGAUCAUUUUACAUGUUUGUUGAUUGAAAAGAAGCUUCUUGCUUUGAGUCAUAAAUCACUUAUAAUCUUAAUAAGGACAUUUAGUAGUUAGGAAGGUAACGCCAAGAGAGACAUCGAUUAAAAAAUUUUUGUAAGAAUUUCGCAAAUUGCUUGAUGUGUUUACCAUCCAGAUGUGUUUAAUCUCAGCUUAACUUAGAGAGCAGCGUCGCAUAUGAGUUCCAAAUGGAAACUUAAAUAAUUUGCCGUCGGGGUUUCUUUUCUCAGGUUAUGCAAAUUUUGAUGAUUUCGUGUUGUUAUUUUGCAGUGGUCGGCUAAGAAAUUAGAUCUUCUGAUUAACCAUGACCUCGUUGCCACCACCGUCAUAGUUAAAGGUUCUUAACUCCGGCCUAAGAAGACAGCCAUUAUUUAUCGCUUUAGGGAGGGGUGGGAGUUUUUUUUGGGGGGGUGGGUGUCACUUGGUUUUCAGGGGAACAGAGGGGGAUCAUUCGUCUUUUACAGAGUAUAAAGGGAGGACUGUGGAAAAUUGACUGCCAAUGAGUGGGGAUCUUUAGAAAAUUGUGGUCUGUUUUGAAAUUAAUGUCAUUUUUUAGGAUCCUCGAUGGCUCACAAACUUUUUUCUUUUUCAUUUUCUUUGCAACGACUUUUUGAGAAUCAAAUCAUACAGCAUUGUUAAAUACUUUUUUCAAAAUGGGACAGCAAUGGCAGAGUGGUGGCGCGGCGGUUCACGUUUCGUUCCCCGCGCUUGUCUCUUUACCAGUCUACCCCUUCCAUUUUUUCGCGAAACCAGGCUCUAGUAAAUUUGCGUGACUAAACAGGGACGCCUGACUCAUAACGUGAAGAGGAUUUCAAACAUGGCGGGUGUUCGCGAACUUUCGUACCUUUCUCUGACAGCCUUUUUCACAGUCGUUUUAAUAAUUAUCGCAAGAACUGUGAUGUAUUCUCAUCAGCCAACAGCUGCCUACCCAUGCAAACCAAGUGAUCUAGAUUAUAUCAAUGUAGACGAGGACGUGAAGAGAAGGUUUCAAACUGCGCUUUCUUUCCAAACGGUUUCCUGGAAUGUUGGAAAUUACAAUCGAGAAGAGUUACACAAUUUCCUUCAGUUUAUUCUGAAAGGUGAGGAUUGCAAAGGCAAGAUUUAUAAUGAUUUCCUGCUUUUUUUCUUACUCUAUUAAGGCAGACCUUUCAAAUUUUAGCUGAUUUCAAGGAUACAUAUAUACUGCAGCGUAUUAAUUGGUCUUAGUUUUCAUUAGUUUUGAACUGUAAAUUCGAAAACAGCUGGUACGUAAUAGCGGAAUUGAAUUUAAGUGUUACUCAGAAGUGAUUCUCUCCUGUCCCAUUUCAUGGUGCAAAAAGGUUUUUUUAUAAUCCUCAGCUGCAGAGAUGUCAGAGAAAUCGUAAUAGGGGUAUGAUCUGAACUGAGAGAUUGAAUUAUGCUUAGCGACACGUUUAUAUUAGAAUCAGUUAAAAAGUUCUUUUUUACUGUCUUUGAUUACAUUUCGUAAAGUAGCUCGGGUGCAAAAUGAUCUGACAGACUGCAAGUUUGCUCUGACUGCCUAAUACCUUCUAAAUUUAAUCCAGAACUGUCGUGCAUAAUGAAGACGGGUAAUGAUCUGACAUUUGUAGUUAGUGUGUGGUAUUGUUCAGCAAGUUUGUCAAAGAAAGGCUGGGAGUUUUUCCUCUUAGAUACAGAAUUAGAACAUACCUAUUAUUUAGGAAGGUAUGCAAAAUGGAACAAUACUUGAAAUUAAUAAGUGUUUAUGUGAAAACUAUUUAAUUUACGAUUAAUGUCAUCCUUAAUAAGGGUAAUGAUAAUGAUAAUGAUAAUGAUAAUGAUAAGGAAUUUAUAUAGUGCUAAAACUGUAAACAAUAAUCAGAAGCGCUUUACAUGAGUUCAAGUUCUAUACUAAUUAAAAUUAAACUAUUCAAAGGCAAUAAACAUUAGAACUAUUGAAACAAACUAAAAGCUUUCCUAAAUAGAAAUGUUUUAGCAAUGGUCAAAUUCAAAUGGCCCAACUUUUUUAGAGUGAAAAAAAAAAAAAAAUAGAUGUAUUAGUUUGAUGCUUGAAUUUAGUGGAUGUAUGCUGACCUAUGGUAGCUCAGAAAAUUUAUGAGAAGAUAAGUACAACACAAAUUGGAUGGCAAGGAAUUGUUUGACUUAUCUAUUUCUUGCAGAGUUUUCAGAUGUGUUAAGCCAUUCCCUUGUUGAACACAAAAUUAUUGGAAACUACAGUUUGCUUGUUUCCUUAAAAGGAAGUAACACAUUGCUAAAGCCCUAUCUGAUUGCUGGUCACUUUGAUGUAGUACCUGCCACCAAUGAAUCAUGGGAAGUACCCCCCUUUGAAGGGCGUGUUCAAGAUGGGUACUUCUGGGGAAGAGGAACUUUGGAUCACAAAAAUGGAGUCAUGGUACUUUGGAAGUGCUUUCGUUUUAUAAAGGAGUUCUUAGUUUAAGGGUUAUCAAAAAUAUCUUAUAAAAUCUCAUAAAAAACAGGAAAUGCAAUCAAUGAUAUCUACAUUAAUUGCCAGCAGUUGGCUUCAUUUAUAUUGUUCAAUGCAGACACAGAAUUGCCCACUUCGAGCAAUCCUGUGUCUGCAUUGCAACUGUUUUGAGCAAGGAUUUGACUUUCAGCCAUCUUCACACUCAUAACUCCCAGUCGUACAGGAAGUCAUUGGCGUUUUUUUUCAGAGAAAGACAAAUGUCAUCAUUAUCAUUGUCAGCAAGGAGAUAAUUUUGAAAUGUUAGUUAUCCUUCUUGUGAAGGUCAGUGAAGAGGUCACAUUUUAGUUGUUUGCACAGUAACUGUGUGAAACUAAUUAUUUUUGACCCACUUUCUUUUGUUAUGGUUAUGGUUAUCAUUAUCAUUACUGGUUUUUUAUUUUAAUUCACAUUAUAAGACUCUUUUAUACUUUCUAUUUCCUGCAGAGUUUGGCUGAUUUGCUCUGUUUGAAUAAAAUUUUAGUACAGUUUUACAAACCUCAUACUAAGUUAGGUGCUAAUUCCAACUUAGCAAUUUAAUGUAAAUCAUUGGUGUUUUUCAUCCUAUGUAGGGCUCCCUGGAGGCUCUCAAAUUUCUUCUCAAACAAGGCCACCAACCACAGCGCAGCUUUUUCUUAGCUUUUGGACAUGAUGAAGAGGUGAGUUGAUGUAAAAUGAUUUAUUCUGAUUGCAUUUUGGUUUUUUAUGGAUUUAUCAAUAGAAAUUGAAAUAGGUUUAUGAUCUUAGUAGGUGGUGGAAUUAAAUUUUGCUUGUAUGGCAUGUUUUGUGCUCCCUUGGAAAAAAUUUUAAAAUUAGAAAUUUUCUGAGACAUGAUCUAUAGCAUUCUGGGAAACAUUUGAGUAACUCUUUUUUGCAGUAAAUUGAUGAUAGACUCAGUUAAAAAAUACUUAUUUUCUGUCAUUGAUCACAAUUCCCAAAGUGGUUGGCGGAAUAUGGUCUGACAGCCAGCUGCCAGUUUUUUAUUACAACCCUGCUUAUUUUAAAACUCUUUAAUCUCUUAUCAAUGGCACCCACUCAUGUCAAGACAGUUCAAACAUGCUAUUUUUUAAAUCAUUUUAUGUCGUCAUGUCAUGUUACAAAUCUGAUGACUUUUAGUGUGGUGUGACGUCAAAUAUGAUAUCAUUGUGAUCAUGUCACAUCAAUGUCGUGACAUGUUGUGUAUUGAUGUCACAUCACAGAUCAAAAUGUCCUGCCUCUUGUGACAAGUCAUGUUAAUAAGAAGUGCCAUGUCAUGUUAUGUUACCUCAUGUCACAAAAUGUUAUAUCACACCCAUCCCAUGUCACGCUGUGCUCAUUUGUGAUAUGGCAGUACAUCAUACGAACUCAUUUGAAGAUUAUGAACUAAGACUCCUAACCACUUUCAAAGGGUCUUUUCCUUCCCCCCCCCUCUCUCUCUCCCCCCCUCCCCCCCCCCCCCACUGUUAGGGUAAGACGGAGAGAGGGGUGGAGAGGUACAGGAAAAAGAGAGAGCUUGGUAAGGAGGUUGCUGUCUUUUCUUGUUUGCUUAUGUGGAUAGUUGAUUUUUCAAAAAGGUCCUAGGAAUCGAUGGAGCAAAGCAAAUUGCAGCAUAUUUAAAAUCUCAAGGAGUGAAGCUGGAAUUUUUAGUUGAUGAGGGAACAGUCAUUGUUAAAGAUGCUUUUCCAGGUCUAAAGAAGCCAUAUGCUUUGUGAGUAAGACAAAAACCUAUGUUUUAUUUUUCAACUCAAUAUAUACCAUAGUUUUAGAAUAGUUAUGGUGGAAGGCAAUUCCCGUCAGUGUAAAAGAAAUUGAAAUAUUUGUCACUGAUUUUGUAGCCUGCAGAAUGGGUGUCAUCUUUCCUGUUUUAAGGGCGAGCCACACCCUGAGUGGAGUGUAAGGGGUGAGAAAUGUGGGGUGGGGUCAAGAGAGAAUGGUCCCUUCUUUGCAUGGGUCUCCACCUUAUCAUUUGCUGUAAUUGGGUUUAUUUUGCCACAUUCCCAGAUUCUCCCCAGCUGAGGAAAAAAGAAUGAAUGAACAAGGAAGGAAGAAAUCCUUAUGCUCUGCAGUUGCCACCAAUGUUUCUCGCUUUUUGCUCAUAGUUCAAAGCUGUUAUUAGUUCUGACUAAAAAGGAGGCAGAGAAUGAUUUGUACCUGUAACCUCCUCAAAUCCCAUGAGUGACCAAGAGUGAAGUUCUCCUUACGAUAUCAAUACAAUAUCAAGCAGACAAGUGAUGAGAAUAAAGAGGAAAUAACGAUUAGGAGAUAUUUAGUUGAUCCAAUACCAAAUUCUCUAAGCUAACAUCAUAAGAAUUGUAUGGCAUAUAGUAAGGAGAAUUACUAAUGAGAUCUUGGGAGUGAAAGGGUUGAUUAUUAGCAUCGUAAGAGACAAAAAGGCGGUAACAAUAUAUAUUGGAUCCGUGAUCGUGUGUAUUAUUUUGUCUAUAGAAUUGGAGUAGCAGAAAAAGGCUACAUAACGCUAGAACUAAGUGUGCAAACUUCAGCUGGGCAUUCGUCAAUGCCACCUAGGGAGAGCAGUAUUGGAAUCCUGUCAAAUGCUGUUGCAAAGUAAGUCUUUGGCAUUGUAAAUUCGUAAUAACUUUCGUUGUUAACUGCUUUGGUCGCUUUCCAACUUCUCAUCCUUUUUAUCCGUUUUCCAAUCCUUCUUUUCGUUUCUUCUGUUUUAGUCCAUCCGUGCGUGCGUGCAAACGUGCGUGCGAUUGUCCUUCUGUCUGUUCGUUUCUUUGCACGUUUCGGUUAUCAUCUCGUUCGUCGACAUUCAUUCGUGCGCUCGCCCCCGUUCAUUUGUUCGUUCGCUCCUUCGCUCGUUCGCUCGUUCGCUCGUUCGCUUUCUUGUUCGUUCACUCGUUCCGUCGUUCGUUCGCCCCCUCGGACGACCUUUUGUUCGUUCGUUCGUUUGUUUCCUGGUUAGUUUUUCCUUACGUUCAUUUGUUUAUUCAGUCUACCUCUUCCAUUGUUUUCAUUCAUUAGCUUCUUGGCCUCUUCAUCCUUCCCUUUCGUCUCUCUCUCUCCAAUUUCUGAUUGUCUUACCCUCUUGAAUAACCCCAUGCCAUUUUUUUUUCAUAGAUUAGAGACCUGUCCCAUUCCUGCUGUAUUUGAUUCCACUGGUCCAGUAAGGGAAAUGUUUGAAAAUUUUGCCCCUCAGGUAAAGCCAACUGAAAGGCGUAGUAUACCAAAGGUACCCCAAUCUCGAUGUACAGGUACAUCGGUGAUACUUUUGCGCAACAGCAGCAACAUAAGGAUUCGUUUACGAAAAACGGUUGUCUUGACAAACAAAAAAAAUUGUUUUGUGAUUUGAUUUGGAAAAUACGCACUGUAGUGCGUUUCAGGGUUGUUUUGAAGCCGAUUCACAGUAAUCUAGUCUGGGGAGCCAAAAUUGAAAAAAAAACCUGAAUCGUCACAUUUUUGACUUGAAACCACACUGGCGACCAAAAAAACGCCGAUUGAAGGGGUUUUGGGUUUAUUCUAUAGUUAUGAGACCAGGACGUUUUUUUGUUCAUAAAUGAAGCUGUUUUCCGACACAAAUCCUUGUAUUUCCUGAUGUCGCAUACCAACAAAUAUUACAGUGGUACAAAGAGGUACACAGGGCUACCUUCGACUAUAAAUAAGCAAUAUUUAUAGUCAAGAUGAAUAUGCAGUUUUACAGGUUUAUUUAAUUGGCAUGACGCGAAGCAGUCAUUUUGAAAUUAAGCGCCCCUGCUAUAAUCACAUCGCGCAAGGUGGUUAUAGCAAGUUAUGACGCAAUCCUCGACCAAUCAGAAUGCGCGCAUCUCUAUAAUCACCUGAACAGUUAUUUGGAUAUUUGUCCGCGUAUGUUAUAUUUUCAUAAACUUUGAUUGUUACACCGAAAAGUUCUAACAAGCAAGUUGCUAAUAAAGUAUCUUUAUUUCCCAGGUUCCAUUCUAUCUGAGGGCUAUCUUAGCAAACCUGUGGCUUUUCAGCCCAAUUGUUGUCAGGUAUGUUAUAUAUCAAAAAUAGCUACCCAUGCCAAUCGAUCUGCUACGAACGUGGGACAAAUUAUUUUAUAAUAAGUGAGAUACUACGAGCGCCCUGAUUGGUUGAAUUGUACCAGUAAAACAUUGAUAUUUUAUAAAAGCACUAGGUUACAAUUUUUAUCGGGUUUUCAAACCACAAUGUGCUCAGAAUUUCGCCACUAACAACGAGAACUCCCUACCAAGGUACACUAGAUGUACGCAAAAAUGCUACACUCGGGAAAUUUCAAAGAAAUACGAUACUUAAAUACUUAUUGCAAAAGCUGACGAGAUUUUUAGAUUAGAUGAUAAUUUUGCGAGACUUGUGAUUUUUCAACAUGCCACCCGUUUCAGUGAGAAAAGCUGAGGGUAGUUCGAAUUUGGGAAGACUCCAAGGAACGUCUUCUCACCUGAUGUAAAAGUUGUUCUUUCCAUAUAGAAUCCUUGAGAAGAAACCUACAACAAAUGCUUUCCUUCGGACAACAACUGCUGUAACUCAGUUUAACGCCGGAGUCAAGGUUUGUGUUAAAAUUAUUUUGAAUAAUGUCAACGUUUUGAUGUUUUGAAAUCGAGGGAGAGGCUCAUGUGUAAAAUUUUUGUCAGUACUAGCUGCAUAAAGCACUCGCGAUUUGUCCCUCCAAACGAUAGAAUUUAAUUGCACUAGUGACUAAAUUAAGUCGAGCACCCACCAUCCCUGCGGCGUUCUUUGCAUAGUUACGUGACCAGCUGCAACCAAGGUCCUUUUACGAAGGAGGAAGAGAGAGGACCUUGGGAACGAGGUUGCUUGGCCCUGCACAAAGCUUUCAUGUGCAUCAUACCGGGAUCAAAUAUCAAAGCAUCAUUUGUGGUAGAUAUUGAGAUAGGUCGGCGAAUAAAAUAAUCAAUAUAGGCGUGCAACCAAGAAAACUAUGAUAUCAUAUCUUUUAUCUUUCAUUCUUUCUCUUUUCACCUCCAAAUAGGCCAACGUGAUACCCUCCUCUGCAAGAGUCACUGUAAACCAUCGGGUUCAUCCGAGUAACACGAUUGAAGAGGUGAGGACACAUCGCUCUGCUUAUUUACAGCAACCUUAAGUUGAGUGUGGCAAGUAUUCCGGGAUUGUUUUGUUUUUCUUGCUUCGUUCUGUGAUUGGUGUAGAAAACUCGCGCUACUUUCUCAACCAAUCAGACAGGGGAAGUACGCUUAAAGUAAACCACAGAUUAACUUAAAGAAAAAAGUUCAAAACAUAACAGGGAAAAAAUAAAUAAAGUUUUGUUCUCUUGUGUAGGUUCUGGAGCAUGACCGUCGCUGUAUUGACGAUGAUCGUGUUAGCAUUCGUGUAAUGCAGUCAGCAAAGCCCUCACCCGUCUCUAGCUGGGAUAAACAUUCAUUUGGAUUCCAGGUAUAAAAAACAAAACAAUGAACAAAACAGGAUUAUUGCAAGAAACUCUCGGAAAUAGAGUUCAUGGUGGGGCGGGGGGAGGAGGGGCGCUUUAAGGAAACAAGUUCAGGGAGGGGAGGGUGUCUAUUUGAUGUUGGUUACGUUUUAUUUGGCUGUUUGUGGACCCUGUCGAAAUGUGACCUGUAAGUAGUUUGUUGAUCUUUGACUAUUGGAUCAAAGUCAGUAUCUUAACUGUUGUGCACCUAACCCUCCCCUAACCCUCGACUGUUGUCGGGUUGAAGGAAGGGUAGGUGUGCAGUUGUUCAGAUAGAGACAUUGAUUCCUUGCCUUGGCUAACGAUGCAAAGAUCUACUUUGAUCUUUAAAGCUAAUUCAACGAAUUACUUUUUUGUCAGAGAUGCAUACAUUCAUUCAUGUAAAAUUGUUUUCUUUUAUUUAUUUAUUUUUUAAUUUGUGUUCCUCACAGGUUAUUUCUCAAAGCGUGCGGCAAGUUUUCCCAGAAGUUGGCGUAUCGCCAGGUAAGCGCCUGAAAUACAAAUCUUACACAGGGUAUCCUAGUAGUUGGCAAUUUAUUUAUUGUUUUGGAAAAAAAAUAAACAAACUGAUGGAGAAAUUUGAGAAAAAGAUGAAUAUAGAUGAAUAGUUAUUCGUCCAGGGUGGGGAGGGACAAACGACCCCCUCCUCCCCUAUUGGUGUUGUUAACAACCCUGAGCUUUUUAGUUCAAGGUAUUAAGAACUCUUUUCCCCGUUGGAUUUCUUCUCAGGACUUAUGAUAGCAAACACAGAUACAAAGUAUUAUCUAGAGCUCACAGAUGCCGUCUACAGAUUUAUGCCAUCAGUUUUGACACCCGAGGACGCCAAACGAAUCCAUGGGUUUAAUGAAAGAAUUGGAGUCAAGAAUUACGAAAAGACAAUAAAUUACUUCUAUCAUGUGAUGAUUAAUGCAGAUGCAGCAAGUUUAGACGCAGAUACUGAACACACCGAACUAUAACAAGCGAGGAAAGAUGACUUCCGAAGACUUCAGGAAGCUUCUGGAACACGAAGCGAAUCCAUGCUGAUGCUAAAUCUGACUUCGUUAACCAAGAAAAAAAUUCAAAUUUUUAAAGAAUGUUUUGAUAUUUAUCGCGAAAAUAUUUUAUCUGCAGGUACAACGUCCUACAAGUUUUCUUACCAUAAUUAAUUAUGUUGAGUACCACCCAUAAAGUAUUUUUUGUAAGGUGGCUUCAGGAACAUCUAUUGGACUAGUGAUCAUGUAGCUAUGGGAUGAAACUCUCAUCUCAGUAGAUCAGGGAGAGGCAACUGCCAUAGCUGUUUCUCUUGGCUCCUGUUUUAGCGUCUGACGGCACCAAUCAAAGCCAAGACACAGGUAAUGAGCCCCUACUUUAAUGAUUGUAGAUAUCUUUAAUAAGCAUAUACCACUCAGGUGUCCUUUUUGUGCGUGCUCAUUGGCUGGCUGGUUCAGAAAUGAUUUGCGUGUAUAAUUCAUCUCUAUUACACUGAAGAGAUAUUUAUUUCUGGCCAUUUUUCUGGUAUAUUGACUAAUUAUUUUUGAUUAAGGGGGUACGUUUUUAAAGGAAUUGUGGUGCUGCAUUGGUGG
This is a messenger RNA of Pocillopora meandrina, 12128 nucleotides long. NCBI's taxonomy places the organism in Eukaryota, Metazoa, Cnidaria, Anthozoa, Scleractinia, Pocilloporidae. The record is from the annotation of a GenBank genome assembly.